CACCGAGAUCUAUUGCGAUCCAUCCUGCAAACUUUCCAUUCGCGAAACCUUUAACUACUUUCACACAAACAAACCAUCACCAUGGGUAAGGAGGAGAAGACUCACAUCAACGUGGUCGUCAUCGGCCACGUCGACUCCGGCAAGUCGACCACCACCGGCCACUUGAUCUACAAGUGCGGUGGUAUUGACAAGCGUACCAUUGAGAAGUUCGAGAAGGAAGCUGCUGAGCUCGGCAAGGGUUCCUUCAAGUACGCCUGGGUCCUUGACAAGCUCAAGGCCGAGCGUGAGCGUGGUAUCACCAUCGACAUUGCCCUGUGGAAGUUCGAGACUCCCAAGUACUAUGUCACCGUCAUUGACGCUCCCGGUCACCGUGACUUCAUCAAGAACAUGAUCACUGGUACUUCGCAGGCCGACUGCGCCAUUCUCAUCAUUGCCUCCGGCACUGGUGAGUUUGAGGCUGGUAUCUCCAAGGAUGGCCAGACUCGUGAGCACGCUCUGCUUGCCUACACCCUCGGUGUCAGGCAGCUCAUCGUUGCUUGCAACAAGAUGGACACUGCUGAGUGGAAGGAGGCCCGUUUCGAGGAGAUCAAGAAGGAGACCUCCACCUUCAUCAAGAAGGUCGGCUACAACCCCAAGACCGUCGCUUUCGUGCCCAUCUCCGGCUUCAACGGUGACAACAUGAUCGAGAAGGAGUCUCUGGACAAGCGUGCCUCUUGGUACAAGGGCUGGAAGAAGUUCGACUCCACUGGCAAGGAGAUUUCCGGCUGGACUCUCCUCGACGCCAUUGACGCUGUCGAGCCCCCCAAGCGUCCCACUGAGAAGCCCCUGCGUCUCCCCCUGCAGGACGUCUACAAGAUCGGUGGUAUUGGAACUGUGCCUGUCGGCCGUAUCGAGACUGGUGUCCUCAAGCCCGGUAUGGUCGUUACCUUCGCUCCCUCCAACGUCACCACUGAAGUCAAGUCCGUGGAGAUGCACCACGAGCAGCUCACCGAGGGUCUCCCCGGUGACAACGUUGGUUUCAACGUCAAGAACGUCUCCGUCAAGGAGAUUCGCCGUGGCAACGUCGCCGGUGACUCCAAGAACGACCCUCCUCUGGGUGCCGCUUCUUUCGCCGCUCAGGUCAUCGUCCUGAACCACCCCGGCCAGGUCGGUGCUGGAUACGCCCCAGUUCUUGACUGCCACACUGCCCAUAUUGCCUGCAAGUUCUCUGAGCUGCUCGAGAAGAUCGAUCGCCGUACCGGCAAGUCUGUCGAGGCUGCCCCCAAGUUCAUCAAGUCUGGUGAUGCCGCCAUCGUCAAGAUGAUUCCCUCCAAGCCCAUGUGCGUGGAGGCCUUCACUGACUACCCUCCCCUGGGUCGUUUCGCCGUCCGUGACAUGCGUCAGACCGUCGCUGUCGGUGUCAUCAAGUCCGUCGAGAAGGCUGUUGGCGGUACCGGCAAGGUUACCAAGUCCGCUGCCAAGGCUGGCAAGAAAUAAAUUGCCCCCGCCUUCUGAUGAUGCCCUGAUGAGUAAUGCGGUCACACAUUCUCAUCAGUUCAACCUUCUCCAACCUUAUGACACAUUGCUUCGGAUCUUUGGUGUUCGUUCCGGGUGCCUGAUGAGCUCUAUGCUGUUGUCUGGGCACAUAUGAGAGGAAAAACCGUCGGUGAUUUCUGCGGUCUGAAUGAAAACAGAUAGAGGUCCACUCCUAGACGAGAAUAGGGUCGCAGUAAUCAGGAAUUCAGUUGUGUUCAUGAAUCAUCUCCUAACAACCCUACCAUACCAAUGUGAUAUUCUCUACGUGUG
This is a messenger RNA of Cryphonectria parasitica EP155, 1785 nucleotides long. RefSeq names its product elongation factor 1-alpha. The record is from RefSeq and is a predicted model, not a curated record. The coding region runs from base 82 to 1476 and encodes 464 amino acids. Gene Ontology annotation, biological process: translational elongation; translation. The transcript has 6 exons. NCBI's taxonomy places the organism in Eukaryota, Fungi, Ascomycota, Sordariomycetes, Diaporthales, Cryphonectriaceae. Gene Ontology annotation, molecular function: GTP binding; translation elongation factor activity; GTPase activity.